AUGGCGUGGCACGCUUACGACUACCUCUUUGCGCUCAGCAUGAUCUUUGCAUUUCUUGACGCAUAUGGAAUUGGCGCCAACGAUGUCGCCAAUUCGUGGGCCACCAGCGUGUCCUCGCGUAGUGUGACCUUCAAACAGGCCAUGCUCGGCGCCGCCAUCUGCGAGUUCCUCGGCGCGGUCCUCGUCGGCGCGCGCGUGACGAGCACCAUCAAGAACGGUGUCAUUGACCUGAAGUCGUUCAAUGGCGACGCGGGAGUCACUUUGCUCGCAUUCACCUGUGUUAUCAUUGGCGCCAGCGCCUGGAUGACGGUCGCGACGCGCAUGGCCAUGCCCGUCUCCACCACGCACACCGUCGUCGGCUCGCUCAUCGGCGUCGGUAUCGCCGUCCGUGGCAACGGUAGCGGCGUUAAGUGGGGCUGGAACGGCGUCGCACAGAUUUUCGCCUCCUGGGGAAUCGCACCCGUCGUUUCGGGUGGCUUUGCAGCCAUCAUCUUUCUCGUCACAAAGUUCCUCGUCUUGCGCAGCAAGAACCCCGUUCAACGCGGCCUGAUCCUCUCCCCGGUCUACUUUUUCAUCGUUGCUGCUGUUCUCACGACAGCCAUCAUCGUUAAAGGCUCGCCAUCGCUCAAUCUGAGCGAGCUGCCAACGGGAACGACCAUAGGCGCCAUCUUCGGCACUGCCAGCGUUGUCAGCUUGCUCUCCAUCCUCUUUUGGCUUCCCUGGGUGCACUGCCAAGUCGUGCGCGGCGACUACACCAUCCGCUGGUACCACAUCUUCCUCGGUCCGCUCCUGUGGCGCCGCCAGCCCCCUGCGGAUGCCUUCACCUCGGAACAGACGCGUGCCGUCAGGGACUACUACGAGGGUCACCACGACGAGGACCAUGUCCGUACCAGCAUGCAAGCGUUGGACGACGUCGAGCGUAGCGAGAACAACUCCAUAAACGAGAAACAGAAAUACGUCGCCGAUAAUUUCGUCGAGGGGCAGCAGCCGCAACCGGAGCCCGGCAAGGAAGCCACUCAGCAGAGCGCCGUUCCCGCUUCACCUCAACGACCUUUCAAGUCCAAACUUGCCGCCCUCGAAGCCAAGCUCUCGCGCCCAGCAAACGACACGCUCCCCAACGGACGCCCUCGCCCACCUGACUACAAGAGCUUUGAGGGCUCCUGGCUUGAGCCAUGGAACCUGUACACGGUGCUCCGGUACAAUGCACUCCCAUGGGUAUGGUACACGCUUACCGCUGGCAUCCGCACCGACGUGCACAAGAUGCAGAUGCACGGCUCCAGCAAGGAAGUCACGCGUCUACGUGGUAUCCAUUCGCAUGCGGCACACUACGACAACAACGCCGAGCAUCUCUACUCGUUCCUUCAAGUCAUGACCGCAUGUACUGCCUCGUUUGCGCACGGCGCCAACGAUGUUUCCAACGCCAUCGGCCCGCUCUCGGUCGUCUACUCGAUCUGGUCCUCUGCUGCAUUCCCUGGGUCCAAGGAGCCGGUGCCCGUCUGGAUCCUUGCAUACGGCGGCGCGGCGAUUGUCAUUGGGCUCAGCACGUACGGUUGGAAGCUGAUGAGCGUCCUCGGAAAUCGCCUGACGUUGCACUCGCCCUCGCGCGGUUUCUCCAUGGAGCUUGGCGCGAGCUGCACCGUCGUCAUCGCCAGCUACCUCGGCCUCCCCGUAUCGACGACGCAGAGCAUCACAGGCGCCACAAUCGCCGUCGCGCUAUGCAACGGUGACUGGCGUAGCGUCAACUGGAAAGGGUUCGCCUGGAUCUUCUUUGUGAGUCAUAGUAUCGCGGACUAA
Tilletiaria anomala UBC 951 is the source of this 1794-nucleotide messenger RNA. RefSeq names its product putative PHO89-Na+/phosphate co-transporter. The transcript is spliced from 3 exons. The record is from RefSeq and is a predicted model, not a curated record. Gene Ontology annotation, biological process: phosphate ion transmembrane transport. The coding region runs from base 1 to 1794 and encodes 597 amino acids. NCBI's taxonomy places the organism in Eukaryota, Fungi, Basidiomycota, Exobasidiomycetes, Georgefischeriales, Tilletiariaceae. Gene Ontology annotation, cellular component: membrane.